AUGUCAAGAUGUCCAACAUGUCGUCAUGAUUUGAAACUUGAAGAUUUUCAUCCAGUCACUAUACGUCCUUUUCUUAAUCAACUAAAUCAAUUACUUGUGAAAUCAGUCAAUCUUAAAUGUGAUUGGAAAGGAAAACGUGAUAAAAUACAAGAUCAUGUUAGUAUAUGUCCAUUAAUAAAGGUUCAACCGAUGAUCGUUGAACUCACUGAUUUAGUUAAACAACAAUCAGAACAAAUACGUUGUCUCGAUACAUUAGUUAAACAACAAUUAGGGCAAAUCCGUUUUCUCUAUACAAUACUUGAGACACAAGCGAAGUACAACAUUGAGGCGUGUGAAGAAAAUUACGUUGAAAAUACAGUAUUAUGUGAUAUCUGUGAACAAAAAGUUGAAUUCUAG
Molecule: messenger RNA, 396 nt
Organism: Rotaria sp. Silwood1
Lineage: Eukaryota; Metazoa; Rotifera; Eurotatoria; Philodinida; Philodinidae
Source: the annotation of a GenBank genome assembly